UGAUUUUUAGCAGAGGUGAACUGGACCCUGUGAGCACUCUCAGCUAAUAAAUGUGCCCUUAAAAGAUUCAAAACAUGARAUUGCCUGCAAAGAUUAUUUGGUUGAUAUUAUGGACUGUUUGUACAGCAGAAGAUUGCCAAGGACCUCCUGCAAAAGAAGAUACAGAAAUUCUGUCUGGUUCCUGGACUGACCAGCCUUAUUCAGAGGGUACUCAGGCUACCUACAAAUGCCGCCCUGGCUACAGAACCCUUGGCACCAUCAUAAAGGAAUGCAGAAAUGGAGAAUGGGUGGCUCUUAAUCCAGCCAGGAUAUGUCGGAAGAAGCCUUGUGGACAUCCUGGGGAUACUCCAUUUGGUUCUUUUCAUCUUGAAGUAGGAAAUAAAUUUGAAUAUGGUGCAAAAGUUGUUUAUAAAUGUGAUGAGGGGUAUAGAAUGUUAGGUGAGAAUAAUUUCCGUCAAUGUGAUGCAGAAGGAUGGACAAAUGAUAUUCCGAUAUGUGAAGUUGUUAAGUGUUUACCAGUGACAGAACCAGAGAAUGGGAGAAUUAUCAGUAGUGCGACAGAACCAGAUGAGGAAUAUUAUUUUGGACAAGCAGUGCAGUUUGAGUGUAAUUCAGGCUUCAAACUUGAAGGACAGAAAGAAAUAUAUUGUUCAGAAGAUGGUCAUUGGAGUAAUGAGAAACCAAGAUGUGUGGAAAACCUGUAUAGACGGUGAAGACACAAAAGC
Urocitellus parryii (Arctic ground squirrel) is the source of this 725-nucleotide messenger RNA. Lineage: Eukaryota; Metazoa; Chordata; Mammalia; Rodentia; Sciuridae. The record is from RefSeq and is a predicted model, not a curated record.